Cooperia oncophora is the source of this 210-nucleotide messenger RNA. The record is from the annotation of a GenBank genome assembly. Lineage: Eukaryota; Metazoa; Nematoda; Chromadorea; Rhabditida; Trichostrongylidae.
AUGUUUGGCCUCCUUCUUCUCAUAGCGCUGUACAAGCUAAGCACUUCAUCACAGUUGGCCAUAGCGGUGUUUUUGUAUAUCUUCUGUCCAGGAGUACACUACACGAGAAGCAAAACUUUCGCAAGGGCGUCACUCUUCCUGUCCGGAGUUUCCGUCAGGCAACAAUUUGUAGCGAAAGCGAAAAUGAAGAAGUUGAGCGCAGAAGAAUGA